CCGGUACAUAACCUAUUUGUUUGAUCUAUAAAAUCAUUUGUACUCAUUUUAUUUUUUUUAACAGUAUUGAUUUAUAUCUAUUAAUAAACAGUUACAUAUAAAAAUACCAAAAAUGGGUAAAAAAGUAACAAUAGCUACUGCUACAUUAAAUCAAUGGGCUUUAGAUUUCGACGGAAAUCUUCAACGAAUCUUAGAAUCUAUCAUUGAAGCUAAAGAACAGGGUGCUGCUUAUAGAACAGGGCCUGAAUUAGAGAUAUGUGGUUAUAGUUGCGAAGAUCACUUUUACGAAAACGAUACAUUUUUGCACAGCUGGGAGGUGCUUUCAGAACUAUUAACAUCACCUUCAUGUAAUGAUAUCCUUAUUGAUGUUGGUAUGCCAGUGAAAUUUAAAAGUGUAGCUUAUAACUGUCGUGUGGUCUUUUUAAAUCAAAAAAUUUUAUUAAUUCGUCCAAAACUUGCUAUGUGUAAUGAUGGAAAUUAUAGGGAAUCUAGGUGGUUUACAUCUUGGGAGAAGGUUCGAAAAAUAGAAGAAUUAAGAUUACCGGAAAUUAUAUCUUCAAUAACCGGCCAAAAAACAGUUCCUUUCGGUGAUGCUAUUUUAGACACAAAAGAUACUUGCUUAGGGUUUGAAAUUUGUGAAGAAUUAUGGAGCCCUAAAAAUACGCAUGUAGAUAUGAGCUUGGAUGGAGUUGAAAUAAUAAUAAACGGUUCUGGCAGUCACACAGAAUUAAGAAAAGCUUAUAUUAUAAGAAAAUUGGUUACUGAUGCUACUUUAAAAUGUGGGGGUUGUUAUGUUUUUAGUAAUUUAAGAGGUUGUGAUGGUCAAAGAAUUUAUUUCGAUGGAAAUUCUUGUAUUUGUUUAAAUGGGGAAAUUUUAGCUUACUCUAAACAAUUCGCUUUACAAGAUGUUGAAAUAACCACAGCCACUUUUGAUUUAGAAGACAUCCGAUCUUAUCGAAACUCAAAACGGAGUUUCGUUGUUGAAUCAGCUAGAUGUGCUAAUUAUCCAAGGAUAGAAGUUGAUUUUUCAUUAACAGAACAUAGCAAUAGUAGGUUACCAAUUUCUGUCCCUGUAGAUUGGAUUAGUUUACCACCAGAAGAAGAAAUCGCUCAGGGUCCUGCAUGUUGGUUGUGGGAUUAUUUGCGACGCUCAGGACAAGGAGGAUUUUUUCUACCUUUAAGUGGAGGAGUUGAUAGUUCAAGCACAGCUUUAAUAGUUUAUUCAUUAUGUAGAUUAAUCGUACAAGAGGUACAAAAAGGAGAAUCUACAAUUUUAUCAGAUUUGAGGAGAAUAUUGGGUGAUCAUGAAUAUACUCCAACAUUACCCAAUGAGUUGUGUAAUCGUAUUUUAGUAACAUGUUAUAUGGGAACAGAAAAUUCUUCAAAAGAGACUAAGAAAAGAGCGGCUGGAUUGGCCGCUGCUAUAGGAAGGUAAGAAACACCAUUUAACAAUGACUUACAAAGGAAGUAUCAGAACUGUCCCUCA
Messenger RNA from Onthophagus taurus, 1486 nucleotides. Lineage: Eukaryota; Metazoa; Arthropoda; Insecta; Coleoptera; Scarabaeidae. The record is from RefSeq and is a predicted model, not a curated record.